This is a messenger RNA of Plasmodium malariae, 23223 nucleotides long. RefSeq names its product dynein-related AAA-type ATPase, putative. The record is from RefSeq and is a predicted model, not a curated record. Gene Ontology annotation, biological process: ribosomal large subunit assembly; rRNA processing. Gene Ontology annotation, cellular component: preribosome, large subunit precursor. The transcript has a single exon. The coding region runs from base 1 to 23223 and encodes 7740 amino acids. Gene Ontology annotation, molecular function: ATP hydrolysis activity; ATP binding. Lineage: Eukaryota; Apicomplexa; Aconoidasida; Haemosporida; Plasmodiidae.
AUGAAGAAUACAGAGAGUAAAACUAUUUUAAUGUGGUGUACAGAAAUAAUAAGUGAAAUAAGAAAGAGAAAAAAUCAACGUAUGUGCAAAAAAAAAAAAAAAAAAUUUUGUAGCGAAUUAAAUGAAAUAGAGCAGUUGAUAAUAAAACGAAAAAUAAGAAGGAGAUCAACACUCUCUCAGUGUAAAUAUGUUAAAUAUAUUUAUAAAAAUUGUUGUAUAUUGAGUAAAUAUUUUCAUUAUAAAUUAUACUCUACUCAAUUUAAUAAAAAAAAAAUCGUGACUUUAAACAAAAGUCUAUAUUUCGGAAAUACUAACAAUGGUAUUAUUCCAAAUCAGGAAAAGCCAAAUAAACGGAAGAUAUGUAUUGAUACUACUAUGGUAACUAGUGCAGAAAAUAAUAAAACUAAUGGAACAACAAAAUGCAUCAUAUUAAGGCACUCUCACGCGUUUGAGAAUAAACAGAAAAGAGAUUUAAUGAUAACACAGACUAUAAUAUUGACUUUGUUUGAACCAAGCUUAUUGAAAAUUUCGUUAAAGUUUUUUAACUUUUUAAUGAUAUCAAUUAUUAAUCAAAUAUUUCAAGAAAUACUAUUUUUGUCUACGUAUAAUUUCUCUAUUGUAGAACAAAAACAUUCCAAACGUACACAUGAUGUUAGUAAUGACGAACGCUCAGGAAAAUUAAGAAGAGCACAUAACAUAGAAGUUACAGAAGCAGAAAAAAAUGUAGAGAAUUUCAAAAAUUCAUAUAGAAAGAUUCCCCCGGAAUUACCCAUAUUUAACCUUAUUAAAAAAUUCCGUGUAGACAUAGAAAUUUAUUUUUGUAUGAUAUGCAUGAACAGCAUAUUGUUCAGUAAGGAAUUAUUUUAUAAAAACAGCAUAGAUUAUUUUUUCAAAGAUGUGCUUCCUAAUUCAUUACAAUGCUACAAUUAUUUCAAAGGGGUAGUAAUAAAAUAUGUAAAAGAACGAAAUGAUCAUGCUUGUAAAUGGGGUAUAUAUCACAUCUAUUGUAGUAAAAUUUUGCUAAUUUACUAUUAUUUAAGUACAAAUAAUAUACUUGAAAAAAUGUAUUUGAACUUGUUACCAGAAAUUCUAAAUUGUAAGAAGAAAAAAAACCCAUUUUUUGAGUCUUUAAUUUAUUUAAUUUAUUUAAAUUAUUAUGGAAUUAACAGGAAUGUUAGUGUUAGAAGAAGAAGCAUUAGCUUUGAACACAACAGAUUGUGCUAUAUGUUGGAGGAAAAUGGUAGAAACAAAAAGAACUACCAAAAAUGUGCUUACAAAGUGAAGAAUGAGAAUAAAAAUAACUCAGCCAUCCGCUCAGAUGAAAAAAAGUGUUCAACUUUUUAUAAAUGUUCCAUAAAUAGGAAGAUGAAGCAAAGAAGUACUUACAAUAUAUAUGACACACUAUUAAGGUAUAAUUACAACGUGCAAGAUUUGAAUUAUUUGUACAUAGAAAAAUUUCAUAAUAAUAUAGAAGAGAAUAAUAUUAUUAAAUUUUAUGUGCAUGCUGAAUCAGUAUUAUACCCAAUAUUUCGUUUAAAAUCAAGAAAAAAUAUAAACUCGUUAAAAACUGGAAGCAACUUUAUUAUAACAGAAAGACUAAAAAGGUUAAUUAAAGAGUUAAUAAUAAAUGUUUAUAAUAAAAAGCCAACAAUUUUAAUAGGAAAUCAAGGUUCAGGUAAAACGUCUUUAAUAAAAUAUAUAUUUGAGAAAUUAUAUCAAAAUGAAGAUCAAAAGGAAGAAAAUAUUAUAAGCUUAUAUUUAGAUGAUGUAUCGGAUUCUAAAUCUAUUUUAGGAUUAUGGGAAAGUAAUGAAAAAUGUUUUGAAUUUAAAUACGGUAUAUUAGCAAAGGCUAUGAAAAGUGGUAAUUGGGUAGUUUUUGAAAAUAUUAAUAAUAUCUCUAAUAGCGUGAUAGAAAAGCUGCAUGAGUUAACUAGUAAGGGACACAUAUACCUAUCAGAAAAGGGGGAAUACAUAUAUCCUCACAAAAAUUUUAGGUUAUUUUCAACGAUAACUGUUAACAGUGAUAAUUAUAAUAACAGUGAGAGCAUUUCAAAUGAGGAAAACACUGUGGAUGAAGGUAACACAGAAAUGGAUGAGGUAAACGGUACAAGGGAAGGAAGCCACAUUAGUAGUGGUAGUAGCAGUGGCAGCAGUUGUGAUGAGAAAUGGGCAAGGAGCAACCACCUAAAUUAUAGUAAUAGAGACAUAGGCGAAGUGAUAAGAAUGAACUACAGACCUAAUAAUCUGACAAAUUUGUUCAACAAAUGGCACAGUGUAUAUAUUGGAAAUUAUAGUCGACGAGAAAUAAAAGAAAUAUUAUUUAAAAAGCUUAAAAGUAGUGUUCAUGAUAACUACAAAAAUGUGCUAUUAAAAUGUUACAGCAUAAUGAAAACGUCAUUGCAGAAAUAUCAUAUAUUAAGAAAUAUUAACCUACAUGAUUUAAUAAAAAUUGUUAAGAGAAUAAAUAAGAAAAAAAUUUUUAUGUAUGAAAGUGAAAAAAUGAAGAUAUUCCUAUUUCAAAUAUGUAAAUCUAUAUUAAUAUCACACAUACCAAAUAUUCAUUUGAGGUCUAUUUUUUUUACUAAAUUAGUUAAUAUAUUUGAAUUAAAUGAAAAAGAUGUAAUGACAAAUAUAAAGUCUUAUUCACUUGAUAGAUAUAUUGAUGAAUUUAAUGAAUCAUUAGAAAAUAAUUAUCCAAAAGUUGUUUUUAAUUAUGAAAAAAUAAGCAAUUAUUCCUUCAUAUUGACAUCUGUUCAUAAAUCUAUAUUAUACGAAAUAAUUGAAGGAGUGUAUAACAAGGAAAGUAUAUUAUUAAUUGGUGAUACAGGAGUUGGAAAAACGGCUUUAGUAGAUUACAUUUCAAAAAUUUUUGAAACGAAAUUACAUGUUUUUGUUUUUAGUGAACAGUCAGAGGCUUCAGACCUUAUCGGUAAUUAUUACCCCUUCAAUAUAAGUGUUAAAACUAAUGAACUCUUUGAAGAGUUCAAAAAGUUAAAUCAUAAAAUAAGUUGUUACAUACAUGAAAAGGAGUUAGAUGUUUUUUAUAUAAAAUUAAGUAUUAUAUUAAGUGAGAAAAAAUUUUUGACCUUUUUAAAUACCUGCUACAAUUAUGUAAAAUGUGUUAUAACAAAUUUUAAAAAUAACACCAAAUUAUUUGAUAUGAAAAUAAUAAAAAAAUGCAAAACCUUUCAGAGAAACUGUAAAAACAUUAUUAAUUUUUGGUGUACCAAUAACUGUAAUUUGAAUAAAGGGAGAAUGAACAAAAUAAAAAACCACUAUGCUUUAAAUUACAAUUUUGAAAAAUUUUUUAAAAAGUGUGAAAACCAUGUUGAAGGAGAAAAAAUUUGUUAUAAGGAUAACGAUGAAGCGUGCAAUUUAGAUGAUAAAGCUGAAAGAGAGAAGGGAAAGAACAAUAAAGAUCCUGUAACGUGUAUAGUGGAGGAAGAAGAAUGUAGCCAAAAUGCGAACGAAUUAAUAUUUAAAUUUCAUGAUGGUAUUUUAAUUGACUGCAUUAAAAAUGGCCACUGGAUUUUACUUGAUGAAAUAAAUUUAGCACAAACAGAAAUAUUACAGAGACUACAGGGCUUAAUGGACCUGUCGAAUAAACAUUUCGAAGUUGUAGAAAAGGGAAAUGAGCAGAUCAAAAUUCACAAAAAUUUCCGAUUAUUUGCUUGCAUGAAUCCACCUAUCAUUCCUAGUAUGAAAAAAAAAAAAACAGAAAAAAAUAUGGCUGAGUCAGGGAAUGCAAAUAGAGAUAGAGGUAUCAGUGGCAGAGGUAUCCACGACAAGGGAAGUAACAGUUAUAACAAUGAUUCUUCUAUAGAUGCAGAUAUGAUAGAUAACGUUAACAUUGACUUAUAUAAUAGUACCAUUUCAUCAGGAAAAAGGGAAUUACCCCCAAUUAUUAGAAACAAAUUUACGGAAAUAUUUGUUGAUGAAAUUUUAGAGUAUGAAGAUAUCGAAAUGAUUGUUAAACAUCUUUUAAAAGAAAUUACAUGCGAUACUGUUCUGAUAAAAAAUAUUACGAAUUGUUAUUUAGAAAUUAAAAAAGAAAGUCUAAAAAAUAUGAAUAGCCAAGACAAUAAACCCAUAUCUUUUUCUACGAGAAAUUUAGUGAGAGCAAUUAACUAUGCCGUUCACGUGCAUAAGAGAAAAUUUAAGCCUUUAUCACUUUAUGUAGCUGUUUAUCAUGGAUUUAUCUGCAAUUUUUUAAGCUGUGUCAAUUUAUAUAACCAGAAAAUUAUAGAAAAUAUAUUCAACAAAUAUUUUAAGUAUCCUAAACAGAAUAAAGCUCAAAAUUGCAAUAAUGAUGUUAUGCAUAUUGAGAAAAAUGGAAUUAUAAAUUAUACCAUUUUAGAGAAUUACUACCUGUACAAAUGGUAUAAUAAAAAGAAGGGAAUAGAAGAAAGCAGUGCCAGUACGCAUAGCGCAAGCACAACGAUAUGUUCUAAUAGCAGAUCUAGUAACAGUAGCAAUAAUAAAGGUAAUAAUAAUAAUAAUAGUAACAAGAAUAAAGGUAAUAAUAACAGUAAUAGUACCAAAUAUAAAAGCAAUUGUAAUAGUAAUAAUAGCAGUAAUGUGGUAAUUAGGAAUACUAAUGAAAUGGAAAAAUAUGCUUGCAUAGAAAAUAGCUGGAUAUUAUGUGGAAAUGAAGAAGUAGAUUUAAAAAGCAUUUUAUCAAAUUUUAUAAUAACAAAAAAUGUGAAGGAAAAUAUAAAAAAAUUAGCGUUAUGUUUAAGUGGAAUAAAAACACCAAUAUUGCUAGAAGGAAAUACAUCAGUUGGAAAAACAUCUUUGGUAAAAUUUUUUGCAGAUAUAACAGGACAUAAAUUUAUUAGAAUUAAUAACCAUAUGAACACAGAUAUAAAUGAAUAUUAUGGUCAAUUUGUUAAUGACAAAAAUAAUGGAAACUUAAUUUUUGAAGAAGGAAUAUUUGUAAAAGCAGUAAGGAAUGGUUAUUGGGUAGUUUUAGAUGAAUUAAAUUUAGCACCUUCAGAAGUAUUAGAAUCAUUAAAUAGAAUUCUAGAUGAUAAUAAAGAAAUAUAUAUUCCUGAAUUAAAAUGCUACGUUAAAGCGCACAAAGAUUUCAUGCUAUUUGCAACUCAAAAUCCAGCUAAUAGUAAUAAGUAUAUUGGUAGGAAAGAGUUAUCCAAAGCGUUUAGAAGUAGAUUUAUUGAAUUUUAUAUAAAUGAUUUUGAAGUUGAAGAAUUAGAAAUAAUUUUACAUAGAAGAUGUGCUAUAUCUCCUAAUAUUUCAAAAAAAAUGAUACAAGUAUUUACCGAACUAAGAAAUGUGAAAUCUAAUUAUAACUAUUUUAAUGAUAAUCUUAUGACAUUAAGAGAUUUAAUUAAAUGGGGGAAUAGAUACCCGAAUACUAACACAGAAGCGUGUUUACAUGGCUAUUACAUCAUUGCAGAAAAAUUAAGAAAUGAGAAAGAUAAACAAACUGUUAAGGAUAUUUUAAGUAAAAAUUUUUUAAAAAAGGAAGAAGAACUGAUAGUAAAUUAUGAAAACGACCAAGACGUUAAAAAUUUGAAGGAUAUUUUUUUUAAAAAAAUUUCUUCCAUAAAUAAUCUGCAAAAUGUGCAAAGCAAAUCAUUGAGUGAGGAUAACAGGAUGGCCCGAGGGACGCACUCCUCCCUGGGGUUAAGAAGCGGGGACCAGGGAAAAAAUGAUGAUCAGGAAGAAGAAAAUGAUGAGAGUAGCAUAUGUGAAAAGCCCUACAAAUAUGAUGAGUACCUCAAAUGUGAUAACUUGAAACGGUUUGAAUACCUAAAGAACAUCCAUUUCGGAAAAAACAUGAGCAGGAUAAUUUGCUUGCUACUAAAAUGUUUCAAGAACAAGGAGUCGGCAUUACUAAUAGGAGAAACUGGAUGUGGAAAAACGACAUGUUGCGAAUUAUUAAGUUUUGUAAAGAAUAUAAAAUUAAAUGUUUUAAAUUGCAAUGAAAGUACAGAUGUGUAUGAUAUUAUUGGUAGUUUAAAAUUAGUACAAAAUAAAAAAGAAGAUUAUGAAAAAUUAAAAAAAAAUUGUAUUGAAUUAUAUAAUGAAAUUACCCAAAAUUAUCAAGACCAAUUUGCUUCAAUGUUUUUAAGUGGUAUCAUACAUGAAAAAAUUACAGAUAUAAAAAAGGAGGAUUUUUUAAUAUUUAAUCUUUAUUUACAAAAAAGGUAUAAUUUAAAUGAAAAUAUUAAGAGAAAAUUGAUAAAAAUGGAAAGGUCUAUAAACAAUUUAAAAUCGGUUUUCACAUGGUUUGAUGGUAUUUUGGUAUCUUCUUUAAAAAAGGGUGAUAUAUUUUUAAUGGAUGAAAUAUCAUUAGUUGAAUCUUCUGUGCUUGAAAGAUUUAAUUCUGUAUUAGAAUAUGAUAGGACUUUGUUACUAACAGAAAAAGGAGGAAAGAAUAUUAAAAAUUUAAAAGCACACGAUAAUUUUUCAUUUAUAGGUACUAUGAAUCCUUGUGGUGAUUUUGGAAAAAAGGAGAUUUCUCAAACUUUGAAAAAUAGAUUUACUGAAAUUUUUGUUGAAACGUGUUCAUACAAAUCGGAAGAUUUUUACUUCUUAAUUAUGAAACAGUUGAAUUUUACAGAAAAAAAAAAGAAAAUAUAUAUUAAGCAACAUAUUGCUAGGUGUCUCUGUAGUUUAUUUCAGCAAAUAACUGAAAACAGAGCCUUGUCAUUAUCAUCAUUGUCAUCCUCCUCCUCAUCAUUACGUUUCACUCUUUCCAAUAGAGACGCAAUUAAGUGGACGACCUUUAUGAAUAUAUAUAUAAAUAAUAAAAAACAAUUAUAUAUUAAAAAGAAAAAGGAUAAAACGAUAGAAAUUUCAACAAAUAAAUUAAAAGCCUACUGCAUACGAAGUUACUAUCACAGUGGCUGUCUAAUACUAAUUGAUGGAAAUGAAGAUAUGAAAUCAAAACAAAUUUUACAAAACAUUUUGAUGAAAAAUUUAGAAGAUUUAUGUACGUCCUUUAAAUACAAAUUGCAUGGAAAAAAAAAAAAAAAAAAAUGUAUGAACUUUUUUAGGGAAACGUAUAAUUUUAUAUUUAAAAAAAAAUACUUAAGAAUUAACGAUUUGCGCGUCAUAUUUAAGAAAAGACUACGUUACGAUUUAAAUGAACUUUCACAAAGUUCCAAUUUUGUUUUCAAAACUCCAAAUAUUAAAAAAAAUUUGUUUAAAAUUAUUAGAGCAAUGCAGUUAAAUAAUUCAAUUUUGCUUGAAGGCUCUCCAGGUGUUGGAAAGACAUGUAUAAUAAACAUACUGGCCAAGUUAACAAACAACAAAUUAAUUCGUAUAAACUUGUCUGAGUGCACAGACAUUUACGACUUCAUAGGGUCGUAUUUUCCUAUAAAGGAGAAGAGCAGCAAGCAGUUAAGAUGCGGGGUCCAGGGUGAAGAAGUAGAGGAAGAGCAGUAUGAUAAAGCACAGACAGAGCAGCGUGAAAAAGCAAAAACUGCAGUGGAGAAAAAGGCCAAGUUUGCUUAUUUUUGGAAGGACGGGAAAUUAAUUGAAUGUAUGAAGAAAGGAUAUUGGAUACUCAUAGACGAAAUAAAUCUAGCGAAUCAGCAAACGUUAGAAGGUAUCAAUUCUAUAUUAGAUCAUAGGAAAGAAAUAUUUAUACCUGAAACGAAUGAAAUUGUUAAGUGCCACGAAAAUUUUCGAUUGUUCUGUUGUCAAAAUCCUUACAAAGAAGGAGGAGGAAGAAAAGGUUUGCCAAAAUCCUUUUUAAAUAGAUUUUCAAAAAUCUAUUUUGAAGAGUUAAAUGAAGAAGAUUAUUUGUGCAUUGUUCAAAGUCUAUAUGGUAAUUUUAUUUCUUCGGAUAUAAUAAAAAAAAUUGUAAAAAUAAUUUUUGUAAUAAAAAAAAUCAAUGUGCUAUUAAAUGAAAGUGAAUGUUGGGUUUGGAAUUUAAGAGACAUUUUAAGGAUAUGCAAAUUUAUGAAAUAUUACAGUGCUAGUAGUAAUUUUGUUAUGAUAUGUGAGAUGCUUAUAUGCAGCAGAUUGACCUGUACCGAAGAUAGGACUAUUGUGCGAAGUGUUAUAGCAAAUAUUUAUAGCGGUAACGAUGAUUUUGUAAAUCAGUUAUCUGAAGUGACGACAAGAGAUAACUUAAUUAAUUCAUUAAAUUGUAGUAACAGGAAUAGUAACGGCAAUGGUAAUACUAAUAAUGGCAGUAAUGAUAGAAGUUACAAUAGCUGUAAUGCAGCCACCUAUGCUAGUGAUAAUUAUAAUUUUUUAUGCUCUGCUUUUAGCGAAAUUUCUGAUCAUGUUAUGUCCUGUUUUUCCCCCGAUAAAAGGAACUCACUUAUUACAAAAGGCAGCCAUAAGAAUACAAAUGCUUCAUUAUGUAGUAAUUUUACGCUGUCUUUACACAUAUUAGCAAAGGAUGAAAAAAUUCUUCAUGAAUGUCUUUAUGCAAUAGAACUUAAUAUUCCUAUUUUAUUGAAUGGGCAAAAUAACUGUGGAAAAUCCUCUUUUGUUUAUAAAUUAUCAUCAAUUUUUCAGAAAAAAUUAUUUGAGUUUUCGCUAACAAAUGAUGUUGACACAUUUGACUUAUUUGGUUGUUAUGAACACAAUAGUAGAAACAAUGCAAUAAAAAAUUUUGAAAAAAAAAUAUAUAAACUGAACAAGCUCUUUUUAAAAAUUGUUUUCAAAAAAGAAAAUUUAGGAAAAUUUUAUACGAGCCUUUUCUCUAAAAAGGAAAAUGCAAAAAAUGGCGAAAAUGGAGAAAAUUCUGGCACAUCUAUUGUAGACACACACGAAAGUGAUGAACAAAAUAAAAAUAAAAAAAAAAGGAAGCAAAUUAAAAUAAACAUAAUGGAAAAAAUUAAUCAUCUGUCAUUUCGUUAUAUUAAUGCUCUGAAAAAUAAGAAAUAUAAUUUGAAAAUAGCCGAGAACGAAUAUGUAGGUUUUAUAAAUAAUAUAAAAAAAAUAUGCAAAAAGGAAUGUAACAAAAUGGCUCAUAUCCUUUCUAACAUAACAUAUUUGUGUAAAAUUAUAAAUGAAAAUCAUAUUAACGAAAAUGUGUAUAUAUAUAAUGAAGGAAACUUUAUUAAGGCAAUUAAAUAUGGACACUGGGUGUUGCUAAAACAUCUACAUCAUUCUGUUCCGUCCUUGUUAGAUAGACUAAAUAGUCUUUUUGAAGAAAAUGGCUAUAUACUACUUCACGAGUUUGGUAAAAAGAAAAAAAUUAAACCACACAAAAAUUUUCAAAUUUUUUUAACCUUAAAUUCAGAAGAGCAUUAUAAAAUUAGUAAGGCAUUACGAAAUCGUUGUUAUGAAAUAUAUUUCGGACAUAUGAAUGAAUAUGUGAACAAUGCAAUAAAUUUUUAUCAUCAUCCAUUAGGUACAAGCAUCGUUAAUAGUAUAAGCAAAUUUGAAUCCAAAUGUAACUCUAACAAUAAACCUUGUAAAGUACAUAUGUCCGUAUGUGAAGAAGAGCGCUUCAGAUAUGAAAAUACAUUUAUAAACAGUUCAAAAGACUCCUAUCUUAUGAGUAGUAUUAAUGACAGUGUUCAAUAUAGUAAGAACAAUAACGUCUUAAUUAAUACAUAUGAUGAUCCCAAGAGGAGCAAAAAUUUUCAUAUUCAUAUGAUAAAUUUAUGUUACAGUUUUCAAUAUAAGAGCAGUAGUGAUGAUUUAGCAAAAGAGAUUCAUAUUGCUGGUCAAAAUAAAACACAAAUUGAAAAGGAUUAUGUAAAUUUGAUUAAAAAAAAUAACAUAUUUUUCUAUUUAAUAAAAUCCAUUUUAAAAAAUGUAAGGAAGGGAAAAAAGUACGCUAGCAUAUGUGAUAGAAGCAGAUGUAGUAGUAGCUAUUUAACGGUUCCUCUGGUUGAUCUUUUUAUUAAAAAGGACGGCAUAAAAAUGAACUGCACAAAAAUACUUGACUAUGUAAAUUAUUGCUACAAUUCUUUUUAUGUUACUCAUGGUGUAAGGCUUAAUGUUGAUUUAGUAUACUUUUGUUUAAUUAUUUCCCUCGUUACGUACAUCAUAGAAUAUAUAUUUGAUGAAGACACAAUAAACGAAACCAAGAAAAUUUUGAAGAACUCAAAAUUGAAUCAUACGUUUAAAAAGAGCCUACAAAUAUUACUAAACUAUAAGUUUGAAAACAAUUUUUAUUAUAUAGAUAAAUACAUUGAAUUCAUAUGUAGUAAUUUCUUAUUAGCAAGAAAUAGGAACAGUAUUCGCAGCACUCGCAGCAGAAGCCGAAGGAGUUUUAAAAAUUUGGGUCAAUGGAAGCCUAUUUUUAUGAACUCCUUUGUAAAUUUUUACUGCCUCAUAUUUUCAAAAUUAAAUGGAGAAAUACAGCUAUUAUGCUACCCAUUUUUUGACCACCUUAACAACUGUGUAAUUAACGUAGUAUAUAGACUAAAAAUUAAAAUAAGGAAAUUUAUAAAAAAUAGGGAGCAAUUAAAUUCACUAAUAAGCAAUAUAAACAGUAGUAAUUUUGUUCACAAGAUACAGUACAAAUAUUUUAUUUAUUUUUAUUUUCAUAUAUUCAUAAAUUAUAUAUACAAUUUUAACAAGCUGUAUGAUAAAGGAACAGUACUAUUUAAUGAGAGCUGUGGAAAUAAUAAUACAUAUGCUUACAUAUUAAAAGAAAUAACAUUAGUUAGUUCUUUCUACAAAUUGAAACUAAACAAAGUAUUUUGUUACUUAGUGUAUUGCUUCAUACAGAAUUUUUCUCUUUAUGAUAUAUUUUACAGAUAUGAAUACCUGUUAAACCUUAAAAAUAAAAUAAUUAUUAAAUGGGAUAGUUUAAGUAGGGAUUACUACGAUAUAGAAACAGCAAUGUAUCUUGAUUUUGUUACUAGAAAAAUUAUUUGCAAAAAAUUUGUCUAUUUUAAUAUAAUAAUAAAUUACAUAUACAAUGCUAUAUAUAACGAAAAAUCUGCAAAGUGCGAUCAGAUAAACAAAAAUUGUGUAAACGUUAAACGAAGUAGUAAUGAUACCUUUUGGGAACAAAAGUCAAGACAUGAUAUAAAGAAAGAGAACAACAGCAGCAGCAAUAAUAAUAAUAAUAAUAAUUAUAAUAAUGAUAAUAAUAAUAAUGAUAAUAAUAAUAAUAAUAAUAAUAGUAAUAAUAAUAAUAAAAGGAUUUCCUUUAAGCCUUUACUUGCUGCCAAAAAAUACCUUAUAAACAAUUUUCACGUAGGACUUUCAAAAGUUUUACCAUUUUUUGAAGCCUUCUUAAAUUAUAACGUUAGUUACAGUUAUUUCUCAAGAUAUAUGCAUAAUAGGAAGAGGACAAAAUGCUUCAUUUUUCAUCAUAUGAAUAAAUUUUUAAUUUUUGUAGAAAAAAUUGUCUUCAAAAUGUUAGAACAGAAUAGUAUACUAGUUGGUGAGGACUUGUUUAAUUAUUAUGUGUUUAUUUAUAAUUUUACAUUUCACGAAGUAUGCAAUUUGAAAUAUAAAAAUAUAUGCAGCAAAAUUAUUUUCCUAAGAGACACAGUAAAAUUAGCAUCUAAGGGGAACCAUUUUAAGAAGAUCAAUUCUAAGUUAAUGAAACUUUUGCAUGUAAUAAAAUUAUAUGUUCAGGAUAAUUUACCUUCGUUUGGAUGCAUGUACAGAGGGAAAAAUUUUGAUGAAGGUUCUGUUGUUUACGAUGAUAAAAUUGGCAGUAAUAAUAAUAGUAAUAACAGUAGUGAUAGUAGUAAUAACAGUAAUAAUAUUAUUAAUAACAGUAAUAAUAUUAUUAAUAACAGUAAUAAUAUUAUUAAUAACAGUAAUGGUAAUAGGAAUACUGAUUCAUGUAAUAGUUUUGCUCAUACAAGGAAUGACAUAAAUUACAGCAAAAUUACGAAAAACAUACCCAUAUAUUUUGAUCAAGAGAACAAAGUAAAGCAUGUAAACAUCCAUUUUGAGAAUAAAUGGAUUAAAAAUAUCUUUGAAAUUGUUAAUAAUAUUUAUGUGAGUUAUUUUAUAUAUAUAAGAAACAGAAACAACUAUUUUCAUAUUUUUAUGAAUUUUCCUGUGCAUCAUGAGUUAGUACCAAAUAAAGCGAGCAUAAAUAGUGAUUCCAUUUUGUGCAAGAUGGAGGAACAAAAAUUUAAUAAAACGUUGGAAGCACUUCUCAUACAAACCAAGUCCUUUUCUCAUGCCCUUAAAAAUUUACAAAAUGAUGAAAAGGCAUAUUACUCAAAAAUUAAAAGUAUAGAAAAAUUAAUUAUAAAAAAUGUAAUAUACCAAAGUGGAAAAUUGAAGAUGAAUGCACACAAUAUAUUUGAGCAAAAUUUUUCCAGUAGAAAUCACAUAAAUAAUAGCAGUAAUUGUAAUUAUACAACUUCAAAUUAUUCAACAAACGAAUAUAUUAUGUGUGAAAGUAACAACCUCUUUUUUUACUACCAAUUUAUCAUUUUUAAUAUAAACUUGAAAUAUUUAUAUAAUUCCUUUAUAUACUUGUUAAAUUUGUAUAUGUGCAUGAAGUACUCAAAUGCGUUGGAAAAUGGACAACAAUGUGAGUCCAAAAAGCAUUGGGAUCCUUGUUUAUUUGUGGAUAACUGUAGUUUCUAUUUUACAAAAGAAAAAAAAAACUUGUACAUAAAUAAUGCAAAAAAAGACCUAAAUGAAAAUAUAAAAGAUGCUAUAAAACAAAUAUAUAUAUAUUUAGAAAAUAUGGAAAAUACUAUAUUUAUAUAUGAAGAAAAAAUUGAAGUAUUGAGUUUAUUAAAAGAAACAUAUGGAAUGUUAGAAUAUGCAGAAAAAAAGAUAGAUGAUAAAAAAUAUUUAAAUGCGUUUGGAUUGAACUUAAUUUUUGUUACAAUUGAAGAAGUAUUAUACCUUAUUUACGCAUUACUAAUGAAUGUUUACAUGAUACUUGAUAGGAAUUAUAGUUAUACUAAGGAAAACGUGAACAGAAUGAGGACUUUAAAAAAGAAGAAGAAUACUCUUUUAUGGGCUUUUAACAACGCGCCAACGGUAAACAAGUACACGUCUUUGAAGAAAAGAACAUUGAAUAGGCUCGCAACCCCAACAGAUAAUAUGGAGCCCUCAUUCUGUAAUAAUAGUAGUAAGAAUAGAAAUAAUAAUAGUAAUACUAAUAGUAAUAAUAAUAAUAAUAAUGAUAAUAAUAAUAAUGACAAUAACAAUAAUAAUAAUAAUAAUAAUAAUAUUUCAUAUGCGGAUUACCAAAAUGAUAAUAAUAAUAAUAAUAAUUCAUUGGAGGAUUAUUCAAAUAAAGUUAAUCAUAGAGAGUAUGAAGAGGAAAGGGCGCUAGAAAAGAUUAAAGAUAACUUCAUUACAUAUGAAGAGUAUACAAUAUUUAAGAACAUUUACAUGAGGGAAAAUAUACAAAAUCAUACGAUAUGUAAAUAUUACUCUUAUAUAAGUUCAUCCAUUUUUAAUAAAACAGCCAUAUUUGAUUCAGUUAUAAAUAUAUACGAAGAAAUGAAAAAAAAGAAAGUAACCUUAUUCUAUUUAAACAUGUGCAAUUUUUUAUUUCAAAAUUUAAAAAAGAACUACUUUGAUUAUGUAACAAAAAUUCCAUUUAUCCACAAACGUAAGCAGCUUGAAGUUAAUAAUUCAGUAUUUUUAAUAGACACAAACUACAUAAAUAUUAGGAGCAAAAAUUCGUUGUGCUAUUAUUUUGCUUUCCAUAUCUUUACCAUAUUUUCUAACAUAAUAAAAAACAACAAUUCGGGAAAUACUCUUAUAUGUGAUGAGAAGAAGAACAUCCUGUUUACCAUUUAUGAGAUACACAACAUUAUUAUUUUUGAGCGAAGGAAAAAAACUUCACUCGAGACCCUACUACGUAUGUUAGAAUUAUAUAAAUAUUUUUUUGAUCUGAAAAAUGAAGGCACUUAUGUGCGGAAAAUGGAAAAGUACAUUUCCGUUUUUCUAUUGCUUCUUUUUAAAAUAGUUCUAAGGAACUUAGAAAAUGAUGAUAACGAAUAUGUCUCACAGAUACAGAUAAAAAGAAAUAUAAUUUUGAAGACAAGUGACGUUGGAGAUGACCAUCAUAAUAAUUGCGACAGUGCAAAUAAUAACUUUAAAAAUGGUCUUAUUAGAAGUGAUAAAGGUCUGAUCCAAACAGUGCACCACUGCAAAAAUGGAACAAGUACAUACACAAACGAACAUGCAAAUACACACGCGAACAUGCACACUAGCACAUGUGGAUAUAUCCAAACGGAUGUGAACAGGGUAUGUGCCAACCUUCUAGCGAAGAAUAAAAACAAAUUAGACAAAGAAGAAUUAAGUCAUAUGUUUAGCCGAUUAUAUAAUCACAUAAGUAAAAAUAUUAAUAAUAUAGGUACUUCUAAGUGGAAUGAAAUUUUAGAAAUGUUAUUUCCUGAAAAUAAGAUUGUUAUUGAUUUGACGCAGAAAUAUGAUGACGAAGAUUUUAUAUACAUAAUAGGUUCCUUUUAUAUGUCUCAUUAUUUUUUAAAUAUAAUUUGUUCAGAAAUUAGGAAAGAAGUUAAGGAAAUAUGUAAAAAAAUGGAGAUGAAAAAUUAUCUUAAAAAUGUUGAUAUAUCGGUUAAAGAAGAAAUAUAUAUGGGCUCUCAACAUAACAUGUAUAUUGAAAAAAUUAAUCUGUUUGAGGAAAUUUCCUAUUCCGAUUUCGUAAAACUUCGAAAGAAAGAAUAUGUGAAUGAACAAGUGAAAAAAAUGAAUAUAAAUAUGCCAUUACUACCAAAAAUAUUAAAAAAUAUGAAUAAAAAAAGGAGACACAAAAUUUCAAACAUUUUAGCAGCCAAAUGUAGAACAAAAAAUAAAAAAUGUAAUUACCUUAUCACACAGUAUAUUAAUAAAAACAAUUUACAAAGUUUUCAAACAUUGUACCCAAAAUUAAAAAACGAUUUUAAAAAUUUUUUGAAAAAUAUAUUAUCCUUCCGAAACAUUGAACAUAUAUUAUCCGCAUUAAUUAAGUCAAAUAAUUUUAUCAGUUUUUCACUUAUAAACUCAUGUUUUGAUUUUAUAAACCAUAUAAAAGAAAAAUAUAACUUAAUUCUAAAAUUUUCUCAUGCCCUUACUCAUUCGCUAUGUGCAUUUGUACAUUCUGUCCAUAACAUAAACUUCCGUAUUUUACGGAAAAGAGAAAAAAGGCACAACCUUUAUGAACAAAGUAACCAUAAUGUUGAUGAUGACGGUGAUGACGAUGAUGUAACAUUUGCCAUUAACAAAUUAGAUGAGGAAAAACAGCCAAAAAGGAGGUUUAAAAAGGAUAUAUACAAUUAUAUAAAUUUCCCCAUUAAUUUUAAUAAAAUUAUUAAUUUAAAAAAAGAGGAAUAUAAAAAUAAAUUAAACGACAUGGAAUAUUUUGAUUUCAUGAUAAGGAUGUUACAGAGCAGUAAGAACAUUUUCAAAGAUUUCGAUUUUUCAAUUCUUUUAAAUUGUUUAAAAAUAUUAUGUAAACAAAUUGUAAUAUAUAAUGAACAAGAUCAUAGUUCGAAUAUGAAUGAAUUUUAUAAAAUUGAGCAGUUUAAAAAUACAGCAGUAAAAGAAAAAUGUGCCUACAUUAUGCAAGAGGACGAUUACAUAGAGAAAAAUAUUGAAAAAGAAUUAGAUGACAUUUUUUAUUCUCAGCAGUAUUUUUCUAGUGAAACAUAUACUAACAAUGGUAAUGUGACAAGUUAUUAUCCUUGUGAGGGUAUACAACAAUAUGUAGACAACGAAAACAGAGAUUCGACGCCAUUUUCGAGCGCAAUGCUUAAUAAUGAUAGUAACAAAGACAGAAAAGACGAAAACUUACAAAAAAAUAGUAGUUCUUUUUCAAAAACGCAGUAUAAUAAAAGUAUGAAGGGUGAAAAUAAAAACUCGACAGUGUCAAGAGAAGAAGAGGAAGAAGACAAAGGAUGCAUAAACGAAAGUUUGUUUAAUAAUAUUAUAUAUAAAGUUUUAAAACUGAUUAAGAGAAGGGAUGCAUUUUGUCGUAAGAAUAAGCAGAAAAGUCAUGUAGAAAGUGUAAAAAAGAAUAUUAAUCACUUGAUAGAUAUGUUGAUAAAGUUGAAUAGUAGUGCUAAUAUUAGUAGUACUGUAGACGGUAGAAGUAUCUAUCCUAAUAAUGAUAGUAGCGGCAAUUGUGGAUCUUCUUCAAACCUGUAUGAGGAAAACAGAGCUACAUUUUUGUUGAACCAAAAAAACGAAGAAAAUAAAUUGUUAAUUUUCACCCUAAGUAUGAUUAACAAAUUUAGCGACAUGACAAAAUAUAAAGAUGACAAAUUUGUAAAAUUUAAAAUGAAAAUAUCCGAAUUUUUAUUGAAUAAUAAAAAAAAAAACCAUGUAUAUGUAAACAAAUAUAUACAUUUGUUGGACUAUAAUUUUAUGGAAUACAUAUUUAGUGCUUUAAAUGACUUAUGUUUUUUCCUCGUUAAUUUAAAAAAGGAGUUUAUUAUAAUAUAUAAUGAAAGCAAUAAUUUAAAUGUGUUAAAUAUUUUAAAUGCGAUCGAUAAUAUUUUAGCUAUUCCAAUAAGUGAUAUAAAAAACGAAAUAGAGAAAAUAAUUUUAAAAUUGGAACAUGUGCUUAACUUGGUAAAUUUACUAAAAAAUGAUAACUACAUAAAUUUUGAAGAAAGAAUAAUGACUCGUUUGAAUAAUUUAAUAAAGCAUAAUAAUAUAUUAGAAGAGCUACUAAUAUAUACAAUAUAUUUUAGAUUGCACAAAUUAAAAGAGAUCAAAAAUAUUCGAAAAAAUUUAAAUCUUAAAAUUGUGAAAAAAAAGACCUUAAAUUUGUUUUCCUAUCUGUUUUACUUAUGUUAUGAUGAUACAAAUGAUGCAAAUAAAAGAGAAGAAGAAGAAGAAGAAAAAGAAAAAGAAAAAGAAAAAAACGAAAAAGAAAAAGAAAAAAAUGAAAAAGAAAAAGAAAAAGAAAAAGUAAAAGAGAAUGUUAAUGGACCAAACAACAGCUGUGAUUGUAAUACGAAUGUUAAUUAUGACACCAUAACAAAAAUAAAAAUAAUUAAAACAUUUGAAUCGCUAAUAAUAUUUUUGCGAGAUUCUAUGAUUGGGGUGUAUCCUAUAUGUUUAAAUAUAAUAUUUUUCAUUGCUCUAUUAUUUAAACAUUCAAAAAAUUUAAAAGAGAAAAUGAUGAGUAAUGUCUUUUUAAAUGUAUAUAAUUACAUGCAUAUAUAUUUACCGUUAAUAAAAAAAAAAAUACAAAUUUCAAAGAAUUAUUUCGAUUUACAAUUAAAAAAGUCGUUACAGAAUGUUAACAUCGAUCUUGUAGAUGUAGAGGCAUACAAAUCAUCUAUUACCAAAUUAAAAAAAAAAAUAGUGUACUUUACAAAAUUGUAUUUUCAACAAAUUAGUAUAACCGUGGAUAAAUUUAUUAUAGAAAAUAAACAUUCUUUAUUUACCUCUGAAGUGAAAAAAUAUAGAAAUAGGUACACCAUAACGCAUACUAAUACUAUAGACAUGAGAAGCAAUAACGAGGACGAUUUAAGUGAUACAUCUACAAAAAAUGCAUUCUCAGGUGAGGAUCAAUCAAGUGAUUUAUCGGCUGCAAGCAGAAAGGCAAGUUCAUCCUAUUUUUCAGAAUCAGAGCAAGACAACGAAGAAACAAAAAAUGAGCUCGAUAUUAACCCGUUAUCUAGUUUUCCCCUUGUCAAUGUUGGUGAUGACAAGAAAGUGAAAGGAGAAAAUGAAAAGGGGAGCAAUAUAUCCACAGUUGACGAAGAAGCACAUUACAUCUAUAUAGAGAUAAAUGAAUUAAAAUCAUCUUUUUUAAAUUUAAGAAAUAAACUGAAAAAAAAAAUUAACCUAACAGAUUUUCUAACAAAUCUGGAUGGCUAUUACAGCUUUGAAGAUUUAUCAAAUAAUUAUGUGAGUGAAAUAAAAAAUAUUUUAAAAGUUCAGUGUGUCAACGCUACCAUUAAUCAAAAGAAGAGAUGGACCUACAUACUUAAGCAUUUUAUAAUGAAAAAAUUAAAUGUACCUGUGAUGUAUAAUUUUAAUAGCUUCGAUUUUUUUUCCAACAUAUUCAGAGAGCACAUAACUUUUUAUGAUAAUGAGAUGGAUAAGAUUUUUUAUAUAUUACAAUAUUCAUCGUGUGAAGAAAUUAUGGACGAAUUAAAAAAUUGUUUACUCUACAUGAUAGAACACAAUGUGCACAUAGAGGAUGAAACAAAGGAGAUUCAACAAAAUAGAGUGAAGGAAGAUAUCAUAAAGGUGGAAUACGAUUUAAAAAGAAAUAUAAAAAGUAAAAAAAUUUGCAAUUUUCUUUUUUUUGAUAAAAUAAAUGAUAUAUUAAAAAGUAAUGAGGAUAAGAAUUAUAAAAUACUUUAUUUAACUAUAUAUAUAAAAUCUAUUAAUAUACAUGAAGAUAUCAUAAAUGAUGAAAUGCUAUAUUAUAUUUUUAAUUCUAUUAAUUAUGAAUAUUUUAGUUUGAGAAAAGAAAUUAGUACAUUCUAUAACCAUUUUAUGUUCUAUUAUUUAAUGAUAACAACCUUGUUAUAUGAAAAGAAAUAUAAAUUAAAUUAUAUAUCUGUAAGUAUACACAUUUUUGAAAAAUUAUUAUUAAAAUGUAAUAUUGUGAAGAGUAGCUUACUACAGAUCUUGAGUAUUUUCUAUGAACAGUUGUCAGAAAGCUCCCUUUUUAAAAGUAUAUUGUUUUGUGUUUAUAAAAUUAUAUACAUUAUAUACAGCUCAAACGAAUUUAGACUGUUCAGAUAUUUUAAAAAUAUGAAUCAUAUUAAAUGUAUAGAAGAUUUUUCAAAAACUCUUUCAAAUUUUAAUCUUAAAAUGAAUGUAAAAUUUUUGAAAUAUAUUAAUAAAAUUAUGAAGCAACUAGAAAAUAGUUCGAACGAAAUAUUUUCAUUAAAUAUAGCUCCUUAUUUUAAAAAUCAAAUAUACAUGAACAUAAGUAAAUUUGUCAAAUUGUUUAACCAAAUAAGCAGCACAAGUAGUUUUGCUCCGUUACGUAAUGAAAUGGGCACUGAGUGUAGCGAUAUAGGCGAAAUGUGCUCUAAGUCAAAAGCUGUAGUAGUAGAACAAAACAACCACUUUUGUGAAUAUAGAUGUAUAGAACGCUUAAAUGAUCAAAUUUGCAAUUUAAUAAAUGACAUUGUUAAUAAAAAAUCCAUAAUUUAUAAGAGAGAAUACCCGAAUUUUCAGGAAGCCAAAAAUAUUAAUGAAAUAUAUGGAAUGAAAAAUAUUAUCAAAUUGUACUUGAGCGUUUAUAAUUUAUUCCCCUUUAGAGAAGAUGAAAAACGUCAGAAGAAUGUUCAAAUAUUUUACUACUUAAGUAAAAAUUUAUUUUAUAUUGUAAAGUGCAUAUUUCUAUAUUUCGUAGAUAUAUUUAUCGGUUUUUCAAAUAUAUCCUUAUAUUUUUUAAAAGUUUUAAAAGUGUUAUAUACGAAGGGAUUGUGUAGAGAAAAGAAAGAUGCUAAUGAAGAGGAGAUGAUAAAAAAUAAAAAAGAAAAAGAUAUUUUUCACAAAGUGGAUUUUUUAAAAGGUAUAGGAUUAGGGGAAGGAAAAGGAAUUAAAAAUAUAUCACAUGAAGUUGAUAAUGAAGAUAUAGAUAAUAUUUAUAAUGAGGACGAAAAUAAUUUUAGUCAGGAUGAGAAUGAUUUUAAUGAAGAAGCUAUUGAGUCGACUUACAAUUUUAAAAAAUUUCGUGAAAAGGAACUAAAUGAUACCACGAAUGAGUUUGACAAUAGGAAUAAAAAUAAAUUAGAGAAUGAGCAAAAUAAUUUCAAUAUGGAAAAUAACGAAAAAAAUGAAGGACAAAAAAAUGAAGAUAAUAAUAAAGACAAAGUUGACAUGAAGGGGGAAUAUGAGGAAGAGGGGAAUCGCAAUACUACAGAUGAUAACAGUAAUAAUAAUAAAGAUGAAAAUGAAAUCAACGUAGAAGAAAAUAUUGAUGAUGUUUUUGAAAAACAUAAUAGUAAAAAUUUUAAUAAAAGUGAAUGUACUAAUGAUUGGAUGGAUAAUUUAAAACACAAUGAUCUAAACAAUAAUGUCAACAAAGGGGAAGAUCAAAAAAGAGAAGGGUAUGAGGAGAAAGAGGGAAAGAAGGACUCAUAUAAUGACCUUAACAGUGGUGAAAAAGAAGAUACGUUUGAACAUGAACAUGAUCACGAACAGAUGAGUAGCGAAAACGAGUUGAAAGAAAAAGACAAAAUUGAAGAAAGCGAGAACAGUUUAGAAAAAGACAAAAUUAAUAUGAAUAAAAAUGAUGAAUUGGAUAUGGAUAAUUUGGAAAAAAUGAAGCAAAAUGAUAACUGUGAUUUGAUGAAUUUUGAACAAAAUGCUAGCGAACAACCUAGCCAUUUCGAUAACAGUUUGACCCAAAAGAAUGAUAAUAGUUAUAAUGAAGAAAAUGAAAGCGGCAUUAAUAAUAACAAUAGUGAUAAUAAUAACGACGAUUUCAGUUUCAACUUUGAUUCCAGUUUUGAAAUAGAAUCAAGUGAUUUCUCAAAAAGCUACAGUGAAAAGUCGUUCAUAAGUAAUGAAAGCGAUUUGGAUGAUUAUGUAGAUGAAGAUAAAACAGAAGAGCUCAAGAAUGCUUCCAAAGAAGAAGAUAUCCAUAAAAGUAAGAUGAACGAAGGAAAUGAUAGUGAAAAUAAUAUCCCAAAUGAUCUAGGUAAUAAGGAACAAACUGUUAUAGAAGAUGAUUGCAUUAAGAAUUCGGAUGAUAUAUAUGAACAUGAUCAGUCGGAAGAGAACGACUAUGAUUUUGAAAGAAAAAAAAAUGAUGAAAAUAAAGGAGGUUUCAAAAAUAGGCAAGCAGAGGAACAGGGGAACCUGGGAGCAGAGCAACAGGAACCGCAAGGAGAAGACGUGAUUAACGGACAGAAUGAAAAGGGAAAAGAAAAUGAAAGAAGUAGUAGUAAUAAUAAUGUGCAAGAUGACGAAGAAAAAGAUGAAAUAAAUAAUACAGAUCAAGGAGAAAGUGAGAAGGAGCAUGAGAAUGAAAUGCAAAAUAAUGAAGAAUGUAACAAGGGAUAUGAUAAAAUGCACACUGGGAAAAUGGACGAAAUGAAAAAAGAUGAGCAUAUCAUUAUAGAAGAAGCUGGUAAUACGUCAUAUGAAAAGGAAGAACCGAGUGAAAAUGAUGGAAAUGAUGCUGAAGUGGAAAGCGAAAAUAAGGACAAGGAUGAUGAUAGCAAAAUGGGAAGCCAUAGUGAAGCCCAUAUUGAGGAAAACAGUAAAAUGGAAGAUGAAAAUGAACAUAAAAAUAAAAUGCAAAAUGAUAAUGAAAAAACGAAUAACUUUACCGAAAAGAGAAGUUUGUACGAAAGUAAGCGGGAACAAUCCGACGAGCACAGUAGUAUAGAAGUGAGAGAUAGAUUAACAAAAAAUUGUGAACAGAAUAACUCCACAAUUGAACAGGAGGAAAUUGAAAAAAAUGAAAACAAAAUGAAUAACACGUUGAACAAUUUUGAUGAAACUAUGCAACAUAGUAGUAAUAAUAAUUCAUUUGAAAAUUGUGAUAAUAUGAAUUAUAUGGAUAAGCAAAAUUACGCAGAAAGGGGAAAUAGUAAUGGAGAAAAUUCUUCCAAUUCACAUGAAUUUUCAUUUUCAGUUGACAAGUACAAUAUAUAUAUGGAAAAUUCUAUUGACAUUACAAAUUUUAUAGAAAAGAUUAAUAAGCAGUUAUGUAAUUUGGAACAGAAAAAAGAUAUGUCUAGUAAUGAUAAAGAAGCUUCUAAAGAAGAUGAAAAACUAAAAGAAGAAAAAAAAAGGCAGAGUUGUGAAGAUUUCAAUAUAUAUAAGGAAGAGGAAAACAUAGUUAAAAAUGAAAUAACAUCAUAUGAUGAUGUUAAUAAAAACAAUGUUAACUACAAAGAAAAUUACCCCUUAGAUGAAAUGCACGAACAAAAUUUGAUUAAUACGGAAGAAGAAAAUAGAGAAGUGGAUACUAAAGAAGAGCAUAAGAAAAAACAGAAAAAUGAACAAGAAUUGAACAAAUUAAAUAGAAACUUAAAUGAAUUAAAUGCAAAUACAGUAAUAUAUGACAAAAAAGAAGUGGAGGAUGUAAAAGAAGACAUGGACCAAAAUAGUGACUACGACGAUGAAGCAAGUAGCAUUAUAUCAUCAGGAAGUGUUUCUCAAGAUAAAGUUCAAGGAGAAAGAUAUUUCACUAAUAAGGAAGAAGAUGCCGUUGCUUCAUCUGCUUCAGCUGCUACGGAUAUCAAUGCAAAUGAUGAUGAUAACACGAGUGAACUAUUUCCAGGAGACUGUAACGUUGAAAAGGAAGACGGUAGUAACCCCAUAUUAGAGCAAUAUUACGAUAAUGAAGAAAAAGAGAAGGAACAGGGAGAGAAUGAAAAUAUUGUCAAUAUUAAUUAUUUUAAGGUGUAUAAAAACACAAAAGUUUUUGAUAGAGAAUACACGUUAAAAAAUAGUUAUGAACAAGUGGAGAAAAAGAAAAAGACAAAAGAGAAUAUACUUGAAAAUACCAAUUUUAACGCAAAAUAUGAACAAAUUUAUGACCAAAUUAUUAACGAAACGGAAACUAUAUCGAGUCAAUUGUGUGAACAGUUAAAAAUUAUACUAGAACCAACGGUCAGAAAUAAAUAUGAAGGAGAUUAUAAAUCAGGGAAAAAAUUAAACAUAAAAAAAUUAGUAAAUUAUUUUGCAAGUGAUUUUCGAAAUAAUAAAAUAUGGAAAAGAAAAACAAAACUAAAUAAAAGAGACUAUAAUAUAUUAAUUGCAAUAGAUAAUACUAAAAGUAUGAAAAUAAAUAAUAUUCAGAAAAUGACUUUAAAUACUAUAUUUUUAGUUGCUAAGGCUUUUGAAAAAUUAAACGUAGGAAAAAUAGGCAUUUGUUCAUUUGGAGAAAAUGAAACAAUUGAUUCAACUAAUAUUGUAUGUUCAAUGACCAACAGUUUAAACAAACAAGAUUUUUUAAAAAUAUUACAUCAUUUUCAAUUUAAUCAUGAUACUCAAAAUUCUUUUGAUACUGCAAUGCUAAAUGCAUUAAAAAUAUGUAAUUAUAUUUUUAAAAAUACGCAUACGUAUAAUAAUUCUAAAAGUACAAUUAGUCAUUUAAUGCUUAUAAUAAGUGACGGGAGAUUUAAUAAGAACUCAGUUAAAGCUGAAAUUUUCAAAUGUAUCCAAAAUAAUUUUAUUCCUGUUCUGAUGAUUAUUGAUACACAACUAUCGAAUAAUAAAGCACAGUCUAUAUUUAAUUUAAAACAAACAUUUUAUAAAAAUAACAAAUUGGAAAUUAUUCCAUACCUCCACGAUUUUCCAUUUCCAUAUUUUGUAGUGGUGAAUGAUAUUAAUAAUAUACCCGCACUCACUUGUGACAUAAUAAGGCAAUGGUUUCAAUUACUCAAUAACAAAUAA